UUCAAAUUUAAAUCACCUUCUGUUUUUUUUUUUUUGUUUAUAACAACUUACAUGCUUCAGAGAGUCCUACAACAUCUCUAUCAAAGUAAGAUUUUCCCACUCAAUUUUUAACAAAUUGGCUCACUGGAAAAAUAGAUUCUCACUAAAACACUAACAUGUGUGAAAAUACUAUUAGUUGCUUUUCUUCAUUGAUUGAAUCAAAUACAAUUAAUAAUCCUUCCACUAUUAAUCCAUGCAUUACUAAUUCCAGCAUUAGUAAUCACUGCAUUAUUCAUCUUCGUACCAAACGACCCCUCAGAAGAAAGGGGGAUGACACACUCUACUGAGAUUACCUCAACAGAUAAUCAAAUUCCACUGUUUCUUCAAUUGAAAAAAAAAUGAGGUCUCUCUCUCACAACUACAUAAAUUAAUUUAUUGAUUUCAUUAGCCCACUUUUCUUUUAAAAUUUUAAUAUAGAAUUUUUGAGACUAUUUCCUUUAUUAUAAUUUUAGGUCUACCUAGUGGUCCUAACAUAUUCACUAAUCAUAGUUUUACACCUUUUGAAUUUUUUUUUUUCGAGUGGGUCUCAAAGCGUAAUGGUGAGGUAAGUUUUAAAGUCACAUUUUGUUAAAUUAAAAAAUCAAAUUUAGAUUUUUUUUAAUUCAGUCUAUUAACAAAAAAAAGUAAACGUAUAUAUACAUUACUUGUUCUAACGAGAGAUGUAUCUUAUUUAUAUUGUAAAAUUGAUCGUAUUAAAAUAAUAUGUAAUUGCUUGCUUAUUGCAUAAUGCUUCUAAUAAACAUUUUAAAAUUUCUUCAACUCUUUUCCGUUACAGAUAGAAAUGAUGAAACAAUAUCAUUUAAUCGACAUAGAGGAAAUAGAAGAAAGGAUUGAUGAAAUGUUUAAGAAUUUAAGCAUUUCACCUAUUGAAUCGCGUACCAUAUUCAAAGUAAACAAGAUGUUACAUGAAUUAAAUUCAGAUGCUUAUACACCAAAGAUGGUCUCUAUUGGUCCUUACCAUAAGAACAAUCCUCAACUUGAUCCAAUGGAAAAGUACAAAGUGUCAUACCUAAAACGGUUUCUUCAACGAAGAGAGGGGCUUGAUGUAAAAAUAUGCAUCAGUAAAUUGAUGACACUGAAGGAGAAAGCACUAAAUUGUUACGACGAUAUACAAGACAAUAGUGAAUUUUGCCAAAUGUUGUUGAUUGAUGGUUGUUUUGUGGUUGAGUUUAUUCGAGAGCGUAGCAAACUGUGUCCAGAAGGAGAAGAUAGGAUUAUCAUGAAUCCUAAUCGUGCAAGCUACAUAUUUCGAGAUUUGAUGUUACUAGAUAACCAACUUCCUUUCUUUAUCCUAGACCACCUUCAUCACAUGACAAAGCAAGUUGAUGAAUCGUCAUUGCUAAUAUUGGUGAAUAAGUUGUUCAUGCGUUUUGCUAACAUGCAGGUACAUGAACCCUAUAGAGAGACAGAAUGUAAUAAUGUUGAAAAUAUCAAACAUUUACUUCAUCUAGUACACAUAUUUUCAUGUCAUAGGAAUCCCAAAAAAGAGUCAAACGAUGACAUAAUGUAUUCUAUGGUCAUGCCAAAUGCAAUAGAACUUUCAGAAGCUGGAGUUAGCUUUUCAAAGUCCAGAGAUAUGGCAAGUUUAAUGGAUAUAAAGUUCAAGAAUGGAUCCAUGACAAUUCCUUGUUUACGAGUUGAAGGUGCAACGGAAACCCUCCUGCAAAAUCUCAUUGCUUAUGAGCAACAAUCAUCUGAUGUACAAGAUACAUAUUUCAGUGAUUAUGCAACUUUCAUGGAUCGUCUUAUCGGCUCAGACAAAGAUGUAAUAUUUUUUCUUCGCCAAAAAGGAAUCAUAGUGAACUGGACAACAGAUGACAAAGAAAUGGCUAGCCUAUUCAAUAAAAUCAUAAAAGGGAUCACUAAGUAUUCCGUCUUCUAUUACAAAGAAGAAUUCAAAAAGGCAGUUGAACAUUGUGAAAAACCAUGGAACAGAAUGAGGGCAAAUGUGAAGCACAAUUAUUUUAAUAAGUCUUGGGCAAGAGCUUCAACUGUGGCAGGCAUCAUACUCAUCAUACUCACAACUAUACAGACUAAUCUAGCUUUUACAAGUUCCGUUAAAUAAGUAGUGAUUGUUUCAAUUCCAUGCAUGUAAUUUAUAAUGGAAUGCUAAUUAGUUUAUUUCAAGCAUCUAUCAAAUUUGA
Molecule: messenger RNA, 2183 nt
Organism: Solanum tuberosum (potato)
Lineage: Eukaryota; Viridiplantae; Streptophyta; Magnoliopsida; Solanales; Solanaceae
Product: UPF0481 protein At3g47200-like
Exons: 1
Coding region: 821-2104 (427 amino acids)
Source: RefSeq, a predicted model, not a curated record